Molecule: messenger RNA, 3869 nt
Organism: Cuscuta europaea
Lineage: Eukaryota; Viridiplantae; Streptophyta; Magnoliopsida; Solanales; Convolvulaceae
Source: the annotation of a GenBank genome assembly
GUUUUUAUUCCUCGCCUUUCCUUCAAAUUCUGUCCUCUUUUCUUUUUCUUUUUUCUUUUCUUUUCUUCUCUCUGAGAUCACAAUUCCCUGUUUGUCCGUUGGAAGGACUGCAACUUCUGAGCGCUAAGCUCUCUCUCCACACGCUCGCAUUUCCUCUCUCUCGAGUCUCGACGCUUCAAUGGCGUAGCAUGACCGGAAGGUUGCGCGUUUCACACCAUCGGGCAUGAAUCCCACCGCCGCGGACCAACCCCAACCCCCGCCGCCUCCGCCGGCGCAGCCUCCGCGCUCCUCCUUCAGCUGCGACCGCCACCCGGAGGAGCAGUUCUCCGGUUUCUGUCCGGAAUGCCUCUGCGAACGCCUCACUACCUUAGAUCAUUCAGCUUCUACUAAUAACCCUUCUUCCUCCUCUCGCCGCCCGUCCACCUCCUCCUCCUCUGCUGCAGCUGCUUUCAAAUCCCUCUUUUCUAAACCAUCAGCUUCUUCCGCUGCUCCCUCCCUUCCUCCUCCCCCGCCUAAACCGUCCAAACCCUCCUCAUUCUUCCCCGAGCUCCGCCGUACGAAGUCGUUCUCAGCGUCGAAGAAUGAGGCGCCGGGCUUCUCUACGGCUUCCUUUGAGCCCCAGCGCAGGUCUUGUGACGUAAGAGUCCGUAACACACUCUGGGGUCUUUUCUCCAUUGAUAACGAAACGAGACCAUCCACCUCCCAAAACCCUUACUGCAGUGAGAAUGCGGGGGAUUUUGUCAAUAGGCCCGUCCUCGAGUCCAAAGAGGAGGAAGACGAAGAGGAAGUCUAUGGAAACAAAAAUGGAAGCGAUGUAAUUGAAGAAAUCACCGAGCAUCCAGAAUCUCCGAGAAGCCUAAAUAGGUUGUGUGGAGUGAUUAAUUCGGAAAUUGCUGAGGAUAAAGGUUUGAAGGAGGACAUAUUAAAGCCGAUGAAGGAUCAUAUAGAUCUCGAUUCGCAGGCUAAAAAGCCUUCAGGCGGAAUGAUGGAAAUAGCGGGAAGCUUCUGGUCAGCAGCAUCGGUCUUCAGCAAAAAAUGGCACAAAUGGAGGCAAAAACAGAAGCCUAAGAAGCCUAACGAUGGUCGAAGCUCCUCCACUCUACCUGCAGAAAAGAAACUCUCAAGGCAUUUCCGGGAAACCCAAUCUGAAAUUGCAGACUACGGCUUUGGAAGGAGGUCUUGUGAUACAGACCCUCGUUUCUCACUCGAUGCUGGAAGGAUUAGCUUUGAUGACCCCAGAUACUCUUUCGACGAGCCUCGUGCUUCCUGGGAUGGGCAUAUGAUUGGAAAGACCUUCCCUAGGAUGGCUCCUAUGGUCUCUGUCGUUGAGGAUGAUGCUCCUCCAGUGAUAGACCAUGUUUCAUGUACAGACGCUCAAAUCCCAGUUGAGGAUCCAUUUUCUAUCAUGAAGAAUAGCAUCGAUGAAGAAGACGGCACCCUUCCUGGAGGUUCAGCCCAGACUAGGAAUUUCUAUGCAGAUUCUUCCUCAAGAAGGAGAAAGAGUCUUGAUAGGUCUGGCUCUGUCAAGAAGCCGGCAGCAGAUUUUUUGGCUGCUGAGAUUUCUGAGAUGAAGGCUGUUUCUAAUGCUAAAGUUUUGCCUGCUGAUAGAGAUUCCAAUUCCAACUCCUUGAGGGAUGAUUGCUCUGAGACUUCUGAAUUGGCAGGUUUUAGGGAUAAUAAUGCUCCAGCAAUCGGAAAUGGGGAGAGGAAGGGUUCGAAAAAGUCAAGGAGAUGGGCGUGGAAUAUAUUAGGCUUCAUAUACAGGAGAAAUGGUGGUGGGAGCAAAGAUGAUGAAUAUGAACGGUAUAGCAGACCAAAUGGGAUUGAGAGAUCCUUCUCGGCUUCUUGGCAGGAUUUGAGAGGGGGAGUGAAUAAGAAGGCAUUCCGGAGUAAUAGUAGUGUGAGUCGUAGGAAUUCUUCAAGUUAUAUGGGGGGGUCAUUUGGGCAUGGAAGGAAAUCUAGUGUUGAGAUGAAUGGGAAUGUGAGCAAGAGGAAGGAGGAUUAUGGGUUGGAGAGGAAUAGGAGUGCUAGGUUUUCCCCUAAGCAUUUUGACAAUGGUCUCUUGCGUUUUUACUUGACCCCCAUGAGUGGUAGUCGGCGAGGAAAAAGCAGCAACAGGCUAACCGGGACACAUUCGUUUGGGAGGAGCAUGCUUCGACUCUACUCAUGAGAUCCAAGAUGAGUUGAUGGCCAUCUUAAAUUCAAGAACUCACUUGUAGAAAGAUAUGAAGAACUCAGAGCAAUGAAACUGAAGCUGGGUAUGAUUAUGAUUUAUGAAGUCGGUUCAGAUCAUGCAUGCGCUUGCCCUAACCUUUUCAUUAUCUAAAUUAGAAUCACCAUCCACUCUAAAUUGGACUGCUGGGUGUGCUUGGGAUGAGAUUUUGUAUUCCAUAUCCUUGUUCCAGCGGUUAGGUUAUCAUUGGAUGAUCGCAUCCUAAAUUUAACUGGUCAUAGCUAGCAAAUUGUGAAGUCCAACUGUUAAACACAUUUUGCUGCAAUGUGGCAGUUGGAAUAUCAGGUGAAAUACAGUUUUGGAAUAUACCAUCUCAUCCCUUGGUAUCACAGCCAAGUGCCAAAGCUGCAACUAAGAUGGGGUACCUGUACAGAAGUUCUCUGAACUUUUCAUUCUUCAGACAUUCAUUAUAUACUGCUUAUUUAGGCAUGUCAUUUGUAGCACCUCUAGCAUGUCUUCUGGUUUCAUAUUGAAUGGAUGGGUAUAUUACUAUAUUGGAUGAUUCAUAGUUGUUUACUGCAUUUCCCAUAGUACACAUACUUAUCCUUGUGUACGUCGGAAACGUGGGAGCAGAGAGUGUGUGAAGUAGAGGCUGGAACGGGACCUGGUUUCCCGUGCUUGAUCUAAAUCAGUAUUUGCAACCAUAGCACCAAACCAGACUUAUUACGGUUCUACGUAGUAUUUUCUUAAGAAUUGCUCGAACCGGCAAUUCGUGAACCCGACCCGACCAACUUCUCAUGGUUUCAUCAGGGCCUUGUGUAAUGAAGCUUCAUCAACCUGACUGCAAAAUGAAGUUUGCUGACCUUACUCUAAAAGUAUUUAUUGUUUUCGAAUAAUACAUUUUAAUUUUUUUUAAAAGUAAACACCUUACUACGAUACUAAAUUACUAUAAUACUAGUAUUUAAUUUUUUUUAGAGAAUUAUUAAAAAAUUAAGAAGAAAAUACCCAGCACGCUUGGGUGCAAUUGCUUAGUAGAAAUAUUAUUACGUCAAAGCAAAUGAUUAGCUAGAAAAGACAUAGAUCUCUAGCCAGCAUGAACUCCAAUUAACCUAAAGAAGGAAUGGUUAAUAAAGGUGAAAUGAUUAAUAUCUCAAGUGGGAAGUAAGGGCUAUGCUUUUUCUCAUCCGAUUGGGAAAUCAAAGGAAUCAAAACCCACCAAACAAACCAUAAUUUCUUCUAGUCUGAGUUGAUAAUAUAUUAAUAUAUUUCUGCUUUAUGUGUGGGAAAAGCUCAAAAUAUGCGGAGCAUUAAAGUCAAAAGGUGACAAAAAAGAAAAAGAAAGCGGAGGGAAAAAGAAAAAGGGGGCACGAAAUCCAAGGGCAUGCCGGCCAGGGAGCAGAAACAGAAGUUGUAGUGUUUGGGUGAAAAUGCAGAAGUGAUUCUGGUGCUCUAAUUUACUCCUAGAAUCAGUUUUUUUAGAAGCUGGGGGUACCAGCUUCUGAAAACUGAUUCUGAUUCUGAUUCUGCUUUAAAAAAGAAGCAGAAGCAGAAGCAGAAUCAAUUCCAAACACCCCAAAGUACUUUUUUUUAAUAUACAUAUAGUACUUUCUUAUUCUAUUGUUUUGUAGUCAUUAUAUUAGUCUUCCACUCUUCCCUCCAUUAUUAUGUUUAAAUUUUUUAUCAAAUGAUAGUUACA